Messenger RNA from Chara braunii, 1981 nucleotides. The record is from the annotation of a GenBank genome assembly. Lineage: Eukaryota; Viridiplantae; Streptophyta; Charophyceae; Charales; Characeae.
AAACGGCCGAGGCCUAUCAGGCCCGGAUGACGGCCUUGUUUACCGAAGCUAAGAAACGGGCGGAUGAGGUAGCAGCCGCAGAGAAGAAGAAGGCAGAGGACGCCGAGGAGGCACGGUUGUUGGCAAUCGAACAGCAGCGCCAGCAAGACGAGGCAACAACAAUGGCUGCCGAUGAAGAACGAAUUCAACGACGCGAGGAGAUAUUCAGCGGAGAGCGAUUUUUGCUCACAAUGGCAACGGACUGGCGGGCGGAGGCCGAGAAUGGUAAGAUGGAAGAGAGUGAAAGCAAGAUCGCUCUACUCCUCUCCCAUUUCACGGAUAUCCUGGCAACGUGCAUUGCACAGCAGGAGGACAUCUACAGCCUCGACGAUGCGUUGGCUCAACUCAACAGCCGCCUCCAGCAGCUGGAGCAACGACCCGUCGCCGCUCCUGACGCCAGCUCCUCCAACACCUCCGGUCGCCUCAAUGCAUUGGAGAUCGAUGUCGGCGCCCUCAAGAACGACACGCAGCUACAACAAACCGCCACGCAACAACUGGAGCAGCGGAUCUGUGCUGUCGCCGCCAACCCGAGUUUGGCACCGCGUGAGACGACUCCAAGGUUCGAUGAUCAAGAGAUCUUUUGCGAUUCGACGAAGACGGACCCGAUUCCGUGGUUCCGCAAGUUCGAGCUCAAGUUGCAACUACACCACAGAUCUCCACGAGACAGUGGGCUGCACGUCGAAAGGCAAAGGCAAAUCGGGAAACUGAGCACCGCCGGGAGUAAGUCGACGACACUCUCGACGCCUUCGGAACCGGUUGCUUCGCGGGUGACCGCCCUUCGUUCCGAGGCACAUGCGGAAGCCGAUAGUCCUCUUCUAUACUCUUAUGAGGACUAUGCUGCCCAGCUCGUUCCUACGCUGGGUACUCAUGCUCAAGGACAAGAUGUGUGUGCGGCAUCGUCCCCGUUCGGUAGCGGCAACUUAUCGUCUUCAAGUGGUUCUUCACGGGAUUCGGCGCGCGAGUUCAACAUAGAGGUAUUGGACAUGCUCACGUCCGAGGAUUUUGCAUGGCUUCCUCUCCCGACCACAGGCCCUUUGUCGGGACCGCAAUGCGCAACAUUAUGCGCUCAUCUUCACACGUAUCUAUCCUUCUAUGCACCACCAACUUCGCCGACGGAGGACGAAGUUGCGGUGGGGGACAUCCUUGCGUAUGUUACUAAGGUGGCCCGCGAGUUUCGCAAGCAGUGGUACGAUGACAACAAUGCACCGCUCCUCUACGCAACGCUUUGCUGGAUAGCGACGCGUCUUAUUUCGAUCCGGCCGAACGAUCGCUACAAAUCCGCGUUCAAAACGCGGUAUGGGCAUUUUGAGUGGGUGGUCAUACCUUUUGGCCUCACCAACGCCCCAACGACCUUUCAAGCGACAAUGACCAACGAGUUUCGUACAAUGUUGGAUCGGUUCGUGCUGGUCUACUUAUACGACAUUCUCGUCUAUAGCCGGAUAUUGGAGGAUCAUCUUGAGCACCUUCGACGAGUGUUGGCGAUGCUCCGCCGCGCCAAGUACAAAGCCAACUGCGACAAGUGCGAAUUGGUCCGACAAGAGUUGGAAUACUUGGGCCAUUUUGUCACACCGGAGGGCAUCAGUCCGUUGUUGGACAAGAUUCAAGCCAUCCAAGAGUGGCCGGAGCUGCGGAACGUCAUGGAUGUCGGUUCGUUCCUUGGCCUUGCCGGCUACUACCAAUGUUUUAUUAAGGGAUACUCGAAGAUCGCGACCCACUUGACCAAGCUGCAAUGCGAGGAUUGGCCGUUUGACUUCGGAGAGGAUGCGCGGGAAUCAUUUUUGGAUCUCAAAGCCACGCUAUUAUCUGCGGAGGUCUUGCGCAUAUACGACCCGCUAUUGCCAACGAGCGUCACUACGGAUGCGUCCGGCUAUGGCAUUGGUGCUGUCCUCGAACAACACGAUGGUGUGGACUGACACCCGGUCGAGUACUUCAGCAAGAAAGU